UUCAGUUUUUGUGAUUGCAAUUUGCAACAAGUUUCCUUGUUUUCAUAGUGAGAAGAUUUCUGAAAAAUGGCUUACAAUCUUCAACCUCUCAUCACCAUUCUUGAAGGAAUCCUUGAUCCCGACCAAUCACGAUGGAUCGUUGCUGAAAACAACCCUCAACUCCAAUCUCUCCUCGAUAAAGCUACUUCUCUUCAGCAGCUUCUUGAUAAAUCUUCAGUCACCAAACUAGACAGCCAAAUAAGAGAAGUAGCACAUCAAGCUGAAGACAUCAUUGAAUCCCACAUGGUUCAUCAUCAAAUGCUCUCUGGAUCUGAUUGUGUGAGAUUUACUAUUUCCACACCCAAUCUACAGCAAGUAACACGAGAUCUUGAUUCUGUUACGGAGCAACUGGAGAAGCUCGUGGAGAUGGAGGAUACAAAGAUGCCCCAAGAACAUGAUUCUGCUGUGGAUCAAGUGUUGAAGCCCGUGGAGGUGGAUGACAAGAAGAUGGUGGCUCGCAGUUCAUCGAGUGUUGUGGUGGGAAUUGAUGCAGAUCUGAUGCAGCUGAAGGAGCGGCUGAUCGGGAUGCAAACAAAGCUGGAGAUCAUCCCCAUCGUUGGUAUGGGUGGAGUAGGUAAAACCACUCUAGCUCGAAAAGUUUAUGAAGAUUCAUUCAUUGCUGAUCACUUUGAUUAUCGUGCUUGGGCCACAAUCUCACAAGAUUACAAUAUUCGACAAAUUCUCACAAGUCUUAUUCGUUUCAUAACUGGACAAGAUCAACGUGAUCGACAUAAUGAUGAGUUAAAAGUUAUGUUGCAUAAGAACUUGUUUGGUAGAAGGUACUUGAUUGUAUUAGAUGACAUGUGGAGCACAAAAUUCUGGGAUGAGAUAAAGAUGUACUUCCCGGACAACGACAACGGGAGUCGCAUUGUGAUCACCACAAGAGAAUCUGAUGUGGCGAACUAUGCUGACUCUUCGAGUUUGCAACAUCAGAUGCAGCUGCUUAGCAAGUCUGAGAGCUGGAAUCUGCUUCGCCAACUUGUGUUUCGAGAAGAACAUUGCCCUCCUGAAUUGCAAGACAUUGGUCGAAAAAUUGCCAACGGUUGCAGUGGGCUUCCUCUAGCCAUCACUGUGAUUGGAGGGCUACUAUCUAUGAUCAAAAGGUCAGAAGAUGCUUGGGAGAAAAUUGGGAACAAUGUAAUAGCAGCAAUUUCCGAAUCAGACGAGAAAUGCUAUAGUAUAUUGUCUUUAAGUUAUAAGCACUUGCCGAAUUGCUUGAAACCAUGUUUCUUAUACAUGGGAGCUUACCCUGAAGACUUCGAGAUUAAAGGCUCCAGACUUGUACGUUUGUGGGUGGCAGAAGGAUUUGUAAAAUCAAGUGGGGAAAGAAGUUUGGAGGAAGAGGCAGAGGAUUGGCUUAAGUCUCUAGUAGAGAGAAACCUAUUUAUGGUUAGAGAAUACAACAAGUAUGGAAAACCGAAGAGUUAUAUCAUGCAUGAUAUGUUAAGGGAUUUAUGCAUUAGGAAAUCUGGUGAAGAGAAAUUUCUGUAUGUGAUGAAUGGCUCUAAGGUUAUAUUCUCUAACCCACGCCGCGUCAGAUUUGACACAUCAAAAGGAAUGGACAGCGUUAAAGGUUCAACGGAGUACAUGUCACUUACUCGAUCUGUCAUAGGCAUUGGUUUUGGGAGAAAUGAGCUUCCAUCUGGUGUCUUUUCCGCGUCAAAAUUGCUAAGGGUGUUGGAUGUAAUGGGUAUGGAGUUUGCAGAGUUCCCAACUGAAAUAUUUGAAUCUGUCAACCUACGGUUCUUAGGUGUCAAGUGCCAUUCAAGAAUACCGAAAGGAAUAUCAAGAUUGUGGAAUUUGCAAACCUUGAUUGGUUAUUGCCGGUUUGAUGCGCCAUGUGAACUAUGGCAGCUUUCUGAGUUAAGAAAUCUGAAGGUGUAUGGAUUUGAGUUGUUAAAAAAUGAGGAAAUGAACUAUUGUGUUAUGAAGAAGCUGCAAAUGAUUUCAGAUACGAAGAUAACUAAAGAGGCAUCAACUUGGGAUGGUUUCUUCAAAAGCAUUCCGAAUGUCAAAAAGUUGGCAAUCAAUGAUGAGUUCCGAAGUGCAUCCAAGGCAAUUGAUCUUAGCGAUCUUCACAAGCUCGAAAUAUUAAGAUGCAGUUAUAUGAUAACUAGUUCGAAUUGUCGUUCCCAAGUUAUAUUUCCUUGUAAAAUUCGAAAACUAGUUCUGUUUAAAUGUGUAAUAAAUUCGCGGGUGUUGAGUAGUCUGUGUGCACUACAUAAUCUGGAAGUGCUCAGGAUAAGAGGAUGCAAGUUUGAAAGCGAGGUCGGGACAUGUGAUGCAGAGUGGGAGGCAGCGGACGAAGAUGAGUUCCGCUCACUGCAGUUUCUAUAUCUCGAGUGGUUGCCUCUUGUGCGUUGGAUAACCGAUGAGACCAAAUUCCCUAGACUCCGCCACCUCUGUCUGCAUGGCUGCUCUAAUCUAGAGGAAAUCCCUAGCGGCAUUGGAGAAAUCCCAACACUCCAAUUAAUCGAGUUACAAGAAUGCAGCGAAUCAGCAAAUGCCUCAGCAAAAAGGAUUGAGGAGGAGCAGCAAUCUGAAUACGACAACUACGACCUCAAAAUUCGUAUCGCAAACACGCCCAGCCCAGGCGGUGAUCACACUUCCAAAAGGACAUAGGAGGACUCUUCAGGUGUCUCUGUAACCCCGCGUUCGACAUUGAUGACAACGAAAUUGUGUACAGAGGAAGAUAAGUGUAUCAUCAGAUUAUUGCUUCUGUUUAGACAAUUCAAGCCUGGUUUGUUAGAACACAAAAUUUGUGUUUUAGUACAGGCUCAGUUUCUUAAAAGAAAGUGUGUUUCAGACAUUGAAUAUUUCAUGUUGUUUUGUUGUGGAGAAAAUGUCUCAUUUUCAAGAGGUUGUAUGAAGUCUUGCAAGAAACUAAAUUUGAUUAUCCGUUUGAAAAUUUUUCUUACUUUA
Molecule: messenger RNA, 2961 nt
Organism: Salvia splendens (bonfire salvia)
Lineage: Eukaryota; Viridiplantae; Streptophyta; Magnoliopsida; Lamiales; Lamiaceae
Product: putative late blight resistance protein homolog R1B-16
Exons: 2
Coding region: 67-2661 (864 amino acids)
Biological process (GO): defense response to other organism
Molecular function (GO): ADP binding
Source: RefSeq, a predicted model, not a curated record